Molecule: messenger RNA, 2891 nt
Organism: Oreochromis aureus
Lineage: Eukaryota; Metazoa; Chordata; Actinopteri; Cichliformes; Cichlidae
Product: interferon-induced very large GTPase 1-like
Exons: 1
Molecular function (GO): GTP binding
Source: RefSeq, a predicted model, not a curated record
CUAACAACAACAUCAUUAGUAAAACAAAACAAAAAAAAUGAUGCCGAUUUUGUCAAAAGUUUGAGGAAAACAAUCAAAGAUGUUGUUGAGAACUCACAGAUAAAGAUACAAAUAGAGCAGAUGGCAGACAUUGCCCAUGAACUGGGGAUCCUGGUUGAUGAAGACUCUCCAGAGUGCCAGACUGCAAAGACAAAUGCAGAAGCCAUCACUGCAGAAAUUCAAGACAUCCAUAGAUUCAAAGAAGAUCAGCUUCCACGACAAGGUGAAAUAUGGAAAGAACUGACCUGCUUAGAGAAGGAAGAAUUUCGGCUUAAAAAAGUUGGCUCCAAAAAUAUAGAAGAUUACAAAAGCGAACUUCAGAAAAAGAAAAAAGAACUGCGGAAAAACCAAAACUCUUAUGACAUGUCAACAGCUAUGACGUGCUUUAUCAAUGCAAUAUCAAGCCCAGGAACAGAGAGGUUUUAUUUCCUGAAAUGGAUGCGAAUGAACCUGGAUAACGUGUCUCGUUUAAAACUGUCUGAACUUCGGGAGAAAUAUAAAGAAAAAUGCAAGAACUCUGAGAACAAAGAGGAGAUCAAGGAGACUGACAGACAGAUUUCAAACAGCUCACUGGGGACUGAACACUUCUUCCGUGAAAUGGGUCAGAUCUAUGAAGCCUCACUGUCCCUUCCACAAACAGAUCCAACACGUCAACGGCUGCAGCAUCUGCCCAAACUGUGUGCAGAGUUGUUGCUUGAUGGAUUUCCUCUUGAGCUUGUAGAUGGAGAUGCAUCCAACAUCCCUCUCAGAUGGGUGAGUGAUGUUCUCUCUCAGCUCAGUGACUUGGUGUCUCCAAACAGAAAGAUCCUGGUAGUCACAGUUCUUGGAGUUCAGAGCACAGGAAAGUCCACUCUCCUUAACACCAUGUUUGGAGUGCAGUUUGCAGUCAGCAGUGGUCGAUGUACUCGAGGUGCCUUUAUGCUGCUCAUCAAAAUCAAUGAAGACAUGAAAAAAAUCCUAAACUGUGACUUCAUGCUGAUCAUUGACACUGAGGGCUUAAAGUCACCAGAACUUGCACAACUGGACAACAGCUAUGAGCACGACAAUGAGCUUGCUACACUUGUUGUGGGGCUGAGUGAUGUCACCAUUGUUAAUAUUGCAAUGGAGAAUUCAACUGAAAUGAAGGACAUCCUUGUGCAUGCUUUUCUCAGGAUGAAGGAGGUGGGCAAAAAGCCAAAAUGUGUGUUUGUUCACCAGAAUGUGUCCGAUGUUUCAGCCCAUGAGAAGAACUUACGAGACAGGAAACUGCUCCUGGAACAGUUAAAUGAGAUGACCCAGGCAGCAGCCAAAAUGGAAAAGAAAGAGGAGAACAAGAGCUUCACUGAUGUGAUGGAGUACAGUCCAGACACUGGGAACUGGUACAUUCCUGGACUCUGGAAUGGAAACCCACCAAUGGCACCAGUCAGUGUAGGGUACAGUGAGGCUGUAUAUGAGCUCAAGAAACACAUCAUCCAACUGCUGGGAAACUGUGAGUCAUCUGCUAAUGAUGUCAUGGAGUUUAAAGAGUGGGUGAGAAGUCUGUGGACUGCAGUAAAACAUGAAAACUUCAUCUUCAGCUUCAGAAACAGCCUCGUAGCUGAUGCAUACACAAGCCUCUGCGCAGAAUUGGACAAAUGGGAGUGGGAAUUCAAAAAAGAAAUGUACACCUGGGUAACAAACGCAGAAUCAAGAAUUUCCAAUUUUGGUACAAUUGCUGUAAAAUCUGAAUCUUCUGACAUCAAUGAAUUUCUCAAAUGUUUGAAAAGUGAAGCCUCCACAGUGCUGUCUACAUGGGAGAAAAAGUUUCUAGAAAAUCUGACACAGUAUUUUAAGCAAACAGAGGGUCAUGUUUAUGUGGUUGAAGGAUACAGAGAGGAAUUCUUAAUCAGUGUAAAAAACCUUCAAAAAGAAAUAGAGAAAUCUGUUUUUAAUCAGCUCACAGCAGCAGCAGAAAUAACACAGGAAAUGAUAGAAAUUGAUCAAAUCAAGGAAAAUCACAUAAAAGAGAUUGAAAAUGCAGUUUGGGGACUGGUUCAUGAAUGCUGGAAAAAUAAUGUUCAGUUGGAAGAGACAGAACUUGAAAAUAAGUUUCACAAGAUGUGGAACGACAUGCUGAAGCGACUUCCUUGUUCUGAAAAACAAGCUGCACAAAUCUUCAGGAAUGCAUCAUCUUAUCUGAGAGAGAGCCUGAAACACAAAGGGGAUGUUUCACAAGAACUCUUAGAAAAAAGGCUGGAAGAUUGUGGUUUGGUGCCUUUCAGAUAUACAGCUGAAAGAUACUCAAAUAGAGGUGAGGACGUGAGUAUGUUUUUGAACAUUCAAGAUUACAUAAUGGCUGCACAAAAACUGGCUGACAGCAUCAUAGAUGCUUGCACUCAGUUUGUGAGUGAAAAAGUGAGGAGGAAAAAAAUGUACUGUGACACAUACAUGAAGGAGAUCCUACACAUCACUGAUGAGAACCUCGAUAACAACCAGGAUUUUGCAACAGACAUUGAGUUUGAAGUUUCUCUAAAACUGCACAUCUGUGGAUUUGCAGCCAGAGUUUAAGAAAGUGCAUGAAGAAAAUGAUCCUUACAGAUGUUUGAUUGAAAACAAAGAAAGGUUUCGUGAUGAUUUCAAAGAUGUGUUUUAUAAACGAGACCAGUGUCAGAAGAAGGCAGAAGAAUUCACCAACCAGUGUUUGAAGCCUGCUGUUAAAGAUUUUAUCAGUCAGUCCCUGGGACAUGAUAUCACUGAUGAAAUGCGGACAUGUGAGCAGUUCAGGACACAGAACUCCUUCCAGUAUUCACUUUUACUCAAUUUCCUUUCAAAGGCUUUUCUGUUGCGAGUCCGUCUCUCUUCUUUGUUUUUGGCCCACUUUGCACCAGAAAGAG